AUGAAAAUUGGGGGCCAGACUGUGGACUUUAUGGUUGAUACUGGAGCUGAGCACUCAGUAGUCACUCAGAAAGUAGCGCCUCUCUCGGGAAAGGAGGUCACCAUUAUUGGAGCUACUGGGGACCAGACCCGGAGACCAUUCAGCCGCCCUCGCCAAUGCCAACUUGGCGGUCAAGUAAUUCAUGAAUUCCUUAGGAAAAGAUGGCAUCUCUUUUCCCCUGAGGAUACUCCUUUCCUUUAUCCAACUAGAAUCCCUUAUGAAGAAUCUAGUGUGUUUAGUAAAGUCAAUGUUGUCAAUCCUGAUGUAAAACGUUUUCCUCAGUUCCAGAAAGCUCGAAGACAUGUGGUUACACUGAGCCCAGGACAGGUUCUGUUUGUUCCCAGACACUGGUGGCAUUAUGUAGAAUCCGUUGAUCCUGUCACUGUCAGUAUAAACUCGUGGAUUGAAUUGGAAGAGGACCACCAGGCUCGGGUAGAAGAGGCAAUCGCCCGCAUGCUUGUGUGCGCCCUGAAAACUGCGGAGGACCCACACAGCACCAGGGCUUGGUUAAACCCAACGGAGGUUGAGGAAACGUCCCAUGAAGUCAAUUGUCGCUACUUAAAUAGAGCUGUUUCUGCCUUUUUUGAUCAUUACAGAACAUCUAAGACAGAAAUCCAAGCACUCAGAACACAUGGAGAGCACAUGGAAAAGGAAGAAUUCAACAUGCACAACAACCUCAUGGAAGUAGAUCAAACAGGUAGCCAGAACUUAACCUUGGGAACAGUAGGAGAGCAGGCAGCAUGUCCCUUUGGCCCUGAUCUGGUUCCCGUACUACCGAGUUCUGAAAAUCCACCCUCAGAAACAGGAGGCAUGUUUAAAAAUGAUGGUAAAGACUUUGUUGGCAAAGCUGGAGAGCACUUUGACAAAUUGCACUGUACCAAGAAGCAACGAAUGAUGAGAGGACGUGAGAAUGAAAUUGUGGAACAGGUUGCUUCAAAUAGUACUAUGGCCCCUUCCCAAACAUUCAUUUCUACAGAUGACUUACUGGACUGCUUGGUGAAUCCACAAGUAACCAAGAUAGUGGCACAACUUUUGAUACAAGGAAGGAGUUUGUGAUUGUAAUAGAAAAUGACUUUUUAAAUAUUUUAAACAUUUUUUAAAUAGUGUGAUUUUUAAAUAAAAGAUGAAACAAUGAAAAGCAGUUUGCACAGGCUUGUAUAUGUACUUGUUCUUACCUAGUUAAAUUUCAACCUCUUGCCACCUUCUUGCAUGCACAUUGCUCUUUGCCCAAACUGGCUCUUUGUUAUCUGUGAGGCCUUCUUUCUGAACCUUUUUCUUUCCUCUCCCUUCCCAUCUCCUCAGCCUAUUUCAAAUGUAAGCCCCAAGUGUUCUCGACAGGAAAUAAUCUCUCCAUUAGCCUUAAG
This is a messenger RNA of Myotis lucifugus (little brown bat), 1403 nucleotides long. Its product is annotated as HSPB1-associated protein 1-like. The record is from RefSeq and is a predicted model, not a curated record. Gene Ontology annotation, biological process: proteolysis. Lineage: Eukaryota; Metazoa; Chordata; Mammalia; Chiroptera; Vespertilionidae. Gene Ontology annotation, molecular function: 2-oxoglutarate-dependent dioxygenase activity; aspartic-type endopeptidase activity. The transcript is spliced from 5 exons. Bases 1 to 1095 code for a protein of 364 amino acids.